Messenger RNA from Staurois parvus, 507 nucleotides. Lineage: Eukaryota; Metazoa; Chordata; Amphibia; Anura; Ranidae. The record is from the annotation of a GenBank genome assembly.
AUGUGUUUUUCAGAGACAAGUCCAAUCUUUACAAACCACAGAUCUCACACAGGGACAAAGCCGUAUUCCUGUCUUGAGUGUGGGAAAUGUUUUUCCCAGACGUCCCAUCUUUACAGACAUCAGAGAUCUCAACACGGGGUGAGAAGCUGUAUUCCUGUUCCUGAGUGCGGGAAAUGUUUUUUCAGAGGUCUGAACUGUUACAUACAUCAGAGAUCUCACACGGGGGAGAAGUUGUAUUCCUGUUCUGAGUGUGGGGAAAUUUUUUUCCACAGAAGUCAAUCUUUCAUACUGUUCAUCAGAGAUCUCACACAGGGAGCAGCCGAUAUUCCUGGCUUCAUGUGUGCGGGAAAUGUUUUUCAGUUAAGUCCCAUCUUAACACACAUCAGAGAUCUCACACAGGGGUACAACACUUCCUGUUCUGAGUGCGGGAAAUGUUUUUCAGAUACGUCCAAUCUUUACAUACAUAGGAGGUCUCUCACGGGGAGAAGACCAUAUUCCUGCGCCUGA